AUGAGCAGCAAGGAGAGUCAAGCGCUCGAAGGACAGAGCCUCUUCAACUAUCGGCAAAAGCAACACUACCCCCUAAACAUCGGCGACAUCCUUCACGAUCGCUAUAGAGUCCUCGCAAAAUUGGGCUUCGGGGCGUAUUCCACAGUAUGGCUGAGUCGAGAUGAGAGGACAUCAAAACACUUGUGUCUGAAAGUGUGUGUAAAUGAUGAAACCACCAACUCACCUGUGCUCAAUGAGGCCGAGAUGCUACGGCAUCUUGAGUCCACGUCGGAAGCAGGUGACCAUCCUGGGCUGGACUUCAUCCGGCUCGCGGAUGACAUCUUCGAGGCCGAUGGACCGACUGGUCGCCAUCAUUGCAUCGCUAUGAAACCCCAAGGCGUCAGCGUCCGCACAUUACAAGAGUUCUACCCGGACGAGCGCUUGCCGAAGUUACUCGUCAGAUCGCUCGUCCAUCGUUUGCUCUUCGCGAUCGACUGGCUACAUUCGCGAUGCCAAACCAUUCAUACUGACAUCACUCCACUCAAUGUGUUAACGCAAGCUGAGGACGAUGCAGUCUUCCAACAAAUCGAACGACAAGAAUUGCAGGAUCGAAGCGGUCCCACGACAGAAGGCGAAUCGGUCGCGUAUCCGUCGCGAAGAGCCUCACAGACGCUUUCUGGCAUCCCUAUUCUCACAGACUUCGGCCAGAUGCGGUACGCUGACCCGAUCAACGACUCCUGGUCGAUGCCGGAUACAUACCGAGCCCCCGAGGUGCUGCUGGGUCUACCUUGGGACUACCCGGUAGACUUGUGGUCACUUGGAAUGAUGGCAGAGGCUCACAAUCAAAAACAGACGCUCGAGCUCCUAGAAGGCAAGAACGUAUUCGACCCCAUCGACCGUACACACAACAAAUACGACAUUCCCUUGGCACUAUCGCAGUACAUUAGCCUUCUCGGACAUCCUCCGACGAGCAUGAUUGAACGAAGUCAAAUGUGCUUCUCCCAUUUCGACGAAGAAGGUGCGUGGUAUACUUGCAUGCCGAGUCACCUCACAAGAACAAGACUGACGGAGAAGCACACAGGGCAUUGGAUAUGGACGAAGGAGUACCCGAUACCAGAAGAGUCGCUAACCGAUUUCGUGACCGCGAUCCCUCCCUGCAUGGAGAAGGAUCUCUUCUUGAAGUUCGUUCGAAGUAUGCUAACGUGGGACCCCGAUAUUCGCUUAACGGCGAACGAGCUGGCCGAAGACGAAUGGCUCAUGAUGCUGGUUGAGCAGAUGGCUGGAUGA
Molecule: messenger RNA, 1266 nt
Organism: Saxophila tyrrhenica
Lineage: Eukaryota; Fungi; Ascomycota; Dothideomycetes; Mycosphaerellales; Extremaceae
Exons: 4
Coding region: 1-1266 (421 amino acids)
Biological process (GO): peptidyl-threonine phosphorylation; peptidyl-serine phosphorylation
Molecular function (GO): protein serine/threonine kinase activity; ATP binding
Source: RefSeq, a predicted model, not a curated record